This is a messenger RNA of Arachis stenosperma, 2479 nucleotides long. RefSeq lists its product as uncharacterized. Bases 182 to 1681 code for a protein of 499 amino acids. Gene Ontology annotation, cellular component: membrane. The transcript has 7 exons. The record is from RefSeq and is a predicted model, not a curated record. NCBI's taxonomy places the organism in Eukaryota, Viridiplantae, Streptophyta, Magnoliopsida, Fabales, Fabaceae. Gene Ontology annotation, molecular function: transmembrane transporter activity. Gene Ontology annotation, biological process: transmembrane transport.
UCUUUUUCCGUAGUUGAAAGUUGAAACCCACCGAAAGCUACACCACUUUACUAAUACUCCCACUUCGCACGCUUUGCUUUCUUUCGCGUCUCUAACCAUAAUGAUGCCCCCUUUAGCCAAUUGAUCACUCGCUCUCGCUCUACAAAGACAAAGAGGCUAUGAUAUUUGUUGGUCCCUGCAAAUGAUGGAUGCUCGCGCUUUCUCUUCUCAUUCCGACGCUUCCGUUGCCGCUGCAACCACAGAUCAGAAUGUGGAGCAAUGCAGAAGUGGCAACAACAGUGAAGCCACGAUUAUGGAGAAACCAAGGCGAUGGCAUGACGUUUUCUGGUCAGGAAUGUUUGUAAUCCACUUGAUUGGUUUCGGUUUUGUUCUUGUUGUUCUUGGCCUCAACAGAUUCAAGAAGAAGAACAGGCUUGACAUUGAUAAGUACACAUACCGCUUCAUGGAGAAUCAAGCCGGAUUGACAGAGGAUUACUGGCCAGUCUAUGCGGUUGCCGGUUUAGUUGGGACUGCUCUUGGAUGUUGUUGGCUGUCGCUGUUGGGUUCAUGUGCUACCCUUAUGAUGAAGGUGUCUGUUCAUAUCCUCACCACAUAUCUUGCUGUGAUCAGUGUUCUCUCUUUUUGGGCUGAGCAGGUCUUCUGGGGUGUCGCUUUUGCUAUUGGAGCAUGCCUUCAGCUUUUGUAUGUGAUAUCUGUUAUAGACAGACUUCCAUUUACUAUGUUAGUUUUGCAAAAGGCUGUUAAGAUGGUAUGGAAUCUUCCUGAGGUUAUGAAAGUUGCACAUGCAUUUGUGCUGCUGCUUCUUUCGUGGAUGGUGUUGUGGUCAUUUGGAGUAGCUGGUGUUGUGGCUUCAAGUAUGGGUGACGGUGGACGCUGGUGGCUUCUUGUGGUCCUCUCUGUAAGCUUAUUUUGGACUGGUGCUGUACUGUGUAAUACCCUGCAUGUCGUUGUGUCUGGAAUUGUGUUCCUCGCGAACGUCCAUUAUAGCAAAGAGAGUUCAUCAUUUCCCACUAACUCCUUAAUGAAAUCAUUGCAAUAUGCUUUAACAACAUCGUUUGGCAGCAUUUGUUAUGGCUCAUUAUUUACAGCUGUUAUUAGGACAAUGCGGUGGCAGAUUCGAGGCGUCCGAGCAAAGAUAGGCAAUAAUGAAUGUUUACUUUGUUGUGUUGAUUUCCUUUUCCACAUGGUGGAGACUCUUGUCCGAUUCUUUAACAAGUAUGCAUAUGUUCAGAUUGGUGUGUAUGGAAAAAGCUUUAACCACUCUGCCAGAGAUGCAUGGGAGUUAUUCCAAUCAACUGGAGUUGAAGCACUUGUGGCCUAUGAUUGUUCAGGUGCUAUAAUGUUAAUGGGAACCAUUUUUGGAGGUCUGAUAACUGGAACUUGCGCAGGUGUCUGGGCAUGGAUUAAGUGGAGUAAUAGAGCUUUUAUGAUCGGAUCCAUGUCUAUGCUCAUGGGAAUGGUGUUGGUUGGAGUGGCUAUGGUUGUGGUGGAAAGUGCUGUUACUUCAAUAUAUGUAUGCUAUGCUGAAGACCCCUUAUCGAUUCAUAGAUGGGACCCUGAAUUCUUCAACCAGAUCUCUGAGACACUAAACCAGCGGCUUCAACAUAGAAGUAAACGUGUGAGCGAAGUUUUAACCCACAAUCAGCUUGAUAACCUAGUACGAUCAAACACAUCAGUUUGAGGAAUCACUUUAAUUAGUAUUAAAUAUUAUAAAAAUGAUUUAGCUUCGUUCCUUUUUCUUUUCCUUUUUCUUUUAUAUAUUUUUGUGUGUGGUGUGCAUUGAUAACUGUAAUUGCAAAUUAAUAUUCGUGUGAUAUGUGCCAGGUAAGAUGGUUGCCUCUAGUAUGUGGUUAAUUUUGUACCAGUGUUCUGAAAAUCGAAUUGGAUUGGCCGAUUCGACUGGAUUAACUGGAAACUAGUCUUCUAGCCGGUCUGGUUGACACAGAAAACAGCAUGGCAAAAAAUUGCGAAAAAAACCGGUUGAACUGGCAAUAAAUUGGAGAAACGGUAGAAUUGAUUGGUUUUGUAACGGUUUUUCAGAAUUUUAACUAAAAAAAUAAAGAAAAUUCACCAUAUAAAAGGUGAAAAGCAUAGCCUUUCUUGUUCCCCCUUUCUCUCACAAAAACCCUAACCCAUUACCCCUUUCUCAGCCAGCAGCAGCCAGCUCCUCCACCGUCGUCGAACUCUUCUCGUCAGCUAGACGGUUUUGUCGUCGCGGGUAGUGACGGGCAAAGGGUCCAUUCGAAGUUCUUGGCCAUCGAUCCUCUUGUCCACGUCGCCACCUCUGUACUUGCAGAUAGGAGCUCGCGGUCAUCUUCUACUCUUCUCUACGUCGUGGUUGUGGUCGUGGACUUGCAGUCAGUUUGAAUCCUAUCCUUGUCUUUGUGUCGCCGUUCUUCCCUCCCAGCAGUUGAGUUUUGUUCCUCCCUCGUCUGUUUUUGUCUUGCCGUAUCUUCCUCGCUGGCAAUUGAGUUUCAUU